AUGGCCGUCUAUGGAGAGCAGGUGUUGCCUCAUGCUCCGGCUGCUUACUGGAAAUCCUUCUGUGAAACCUUGCUCGCACAAGACCAGCUGGAUUGGGUCCUGCCCUACCUUCCUUUUAACGACAAGGCGAAGACCAUGGCGGUGGCAGUGGUGCUGCGACGGGACAUUGAAUCCGAGUUGGAGACGGCGGUGGAGGCGUGGGUGGCGGAUGACGCCUCUUAUCGCCACGCAUUGCAGGAAAGCUUGAGCAAGCUGACCAUGAAUGGUUUACGGGCGGUCAGUCAACAGCCACGGGUGGCUGCCAUGGUGGAGCAAGCCAUUGCGACUUUGGCCACGCCGGCAGACGGUCUCGUCCCGCCUGCCACACCCGGACAGGUGAUAUUUGAAAGCAGUUGGACCCCUGGCACGUCUCCGGCUGCCUUGUCAAUGACGCGGAGUCCCACGAUAGCACGGGCAUCUGCAACGAGCAUGGUUCCUUCAAGGUCUCCACCAGUUGUUUUGGAUGUGCAGGCCGAUCAGGGCGGGGAGACAUCUGACGUUGUUGGGCCGGCGCAAGCGGAAAGCCCCGGUCCCAUGGGUAUGGGUGGGCUGUUUGUGACACCCGACUUGGAUCAAUUGGUAUAUUCAACUCCACGCAAGGUGACUGUGGACACUGAAGGAGAGAUGGAUGAUGUUGUGAAGCCUUUACCCAGGUGGCCCGAGUUGGGUCCAGGGGUAGCGGUCGGGGUGGCGGCGAACCCAGCUUCCCCAGCACGCCGGCCUUUGUUGAGCGAGGGCGAUGAAUCAGUGUACUACUCGGCGUUGCCGUCGCCCAUCUCCCGGUCUCCGCCCGAAGUGGACGUGGUGGACUAUGAGCCAGCCGCCUCUGUCGAGCCGCCGACGGAGCGAGCAACGCGUGCGUCGACCGAGGCACCGGCCAUACCAACGCUACGUAUGUCUGCGUAG
Messenger RNA from Monosiga brevicollis MX1, 945 nucleotides. RefSeq lists its product as uncharacterized. The coding region runs from base 1 to 945 and encodes 314 amino acids. The transcript has 2 exons. Lineage: Eukaryota; Choanoflagellata; Craspedida; Salpingoecidae. The record is from RefSeq and is a predicted model, not a curated record.